Molecule: messenger RNA, 1359 nt
Organism: Protobothrops mucrosquamatus (brown spotted pit viper)
Lineage: Eukaryota; Metazoa; Chordata; Lepidosauria; Squamata; Viperidae
Gene: BCKDHA
Product: branched chain keto acid dehydrogenase E1 subunit alpha
Exons: 9
Coding region: 1-1329 (442 amino acids)
Biological process (GO): branched-chain amino acid catabolic process
Molecular function (GO): oxidoreductase activity, acting on the aldehyde or oxo group of donors, disulfide as acceptor
Source: RefSeq, a predicted model, not a curated record
AUGGCAGCAGCGACGGCGGCGGCGGGUCGAGCCGGGCUGGGCUUCCUGCGGGGGCUGCGGCUCCCCGGCCCGGCCGCGGUCAGGGGGCUGCGCGCAGGAGGGGGAUGUCUCCGGCAGCAGGAAUUCACCUCCCUGGAGGAAAAACCCCAGUUCCCGGGAGCCUCGGCCGUCUUCAUUGACAGGCUGGAAUUCAUACAGCCCAACGUCAUUUCGGGGAUCCCCAUCUACCGGGUCAUGGACCGGCAGGGGCAGAUCGUCAACCCCAGUGAGGACCCCCAGAUUUCCCAAGAGGAGGUGCUGAAGUUCUACAAGAGCAUGACGCUCCUCAACACCAUGGAUCGAAUCCUGUACGAGUCCCAGAGACAGGGGCGGAUUUCCUUUUAUAUGACCAACUACGGGGAAGAAGGCACCCACGUGGGCAGCGUAGCAGCCCUGGACGACACUGACCUGGUCUUCGGACAAUACCGAGAAGCAGGUGUCCUCAUGCACAGGGGCUACCCUCUGGACAUGUUUAUGGCCCAGUGCUACGGCAACGCCAGCGACCCCGGCAAAGGCCGCCAGAUGCCCGUGCAUUACGGCUGCAAAGAUUUGAACUUCGUCACCAUAUCGUCCCCGCUUGCCACCCAGAUCCCACAAGCGGUGGGGGCCGCCUACGCCUUCAAGCAGGCGAACACCAACCGGGUUGUCAUCUGCUACUUCGGCGAAGGGACCUCCAGCGAAGGGGAUGCCCACGCGGGCUUCAACUUCGCCGCCACCCUGGAGUGUCCGGUCAUAUUUUUCUGCCGGAACAACGGCUACGCCAUCUCCACUCCGACGUCCGAACAAUACCGGGGCGACGGCAUCGCCGCCCGUGGUCCCGGUUACGGCAUCCAGUCUAUCCGAGUGGACGGCAACGACGUCUUCGCCGUGUACAACGCCACCAAGGAGGCCCGGCGCCGGGCCGUUGCCGAGAACCAGCCCUUCCUCAUUGAGGCCAUGACCUACAGGAUCGGGCACCACAGCACGAGUGACGACAGCUCGGCCUACCGCUCUGUCGAUGAGGUCAAUUACUGGGACAAGCAAGACCACCCCAUCUCACGUCUCCGUCACUACAUGGUGACCCGGAACUGGUGGGACGAGGAGCAGGAGAAGAGCUGGCGGAAGAAAUCGCGCAAACGGGUGAUGGAGGCCCUUGAGGAGGCCGAGCGGAAGCUGAAGCCGAAACCUCAGCUCCUGUUCUCGGACGUUUACAAUGAGAUGCCCUGGCACAUUGCCAAGCAGCAGACAGCCUUAGAACGUCAUCUGAAACAGUAUGGAGAUCACUACCCACUGGAUCACUACGAGAAGUGAACCCCGGCCUCGCCUCACGUCCGCCUUUCC